Sitodiplosis mosellana (orange wheat blossom midge) is the source of this 5853-nucleotide messenger RNA. RefSeq lists its product as uncharacterized. The record is from RefSeq and is a predicted model, not a curated record. Gene Ontology annotation, biological process: regulation of transcription by RNA polymerase II. Gene Ontology annotation, molecular function: DNA binding. Gene Ontology annotation, cellular component: nucleus. Bases 1826 to 3892 code for a protein of 688 amino acids. The transcript has 5 exons. Lineage: Eukaryota; Metazoa; Arthropoda; Insecta; Diptera; Cecidomyiidae.
GAUGGGCUUUUUCCACCUCAUUGAAAUCGCACAUCCCAUUGGUGUUCUAUUGAUUCAGUGAAACGGUCAACGAGAAAGGGUACGUUCAGUGGUCAUUUUGAUUCAAGUGCUAAAAAAAAGUUCUGCCAUCAAAAAUGCAAUGAACUAGUCAAGCAAAAACUGAUAGUCAUACAUUUGAUUGGGUGAAAAAUACAUUCGCACAAAUUGCUCGGUGUCUCCGACGGAGAGAGUGAGACGAUAGACGCACUGCAAAAUGCAACCGAAACAAUCAAUACAAAUAUUACCGCUGACAAGCAAUCAACACCAUAACCCACACUCCGAAUCCAUUACGUACGAGUGAGGCUAUCAACCUGAACCAUUUUUUUCGGCUUAAUGACAUUUUUCUUCGGUAUUUUUAUAUUCGUUUCGUACGAUUUUUUUCUCGGUUCCGUUUGCAUUAGUAUGUGUGUGCGUAUGUGUGUGCCUUGUGUAUGUUAUGCCGUAGUGUUGCCGGUUUAUCCUUCUUAUCCGGUUAUAGUUUGCUGCAGUAGCGACCAGCCAUCGAACGUAUGCAACAUUUUAUUUGGAUAUUUCGUAUUUUUUCAUUUUAGUUUUACGGUUAUUGUCGUGACCUUGACAGCAGCCGCCAUUCCGAUGCUUUAUACACCGAACAUUUUCGAAAAAAGAGUACCAACCAAGCCUUUGUUAAUAUUUACAAAGUGUUUUUAAUGGAAGUUUUACAGGUGUUGUGGUGAAACAUACAUCCAACCAGCCACCGACAAAAAAGUUUUUGACGUCAAUUUUUCGUUGCAUUUUGUUUCGUUUUCAAGUUCUUCUAUUUCUUUUCACGGCUAUCCCAGAAAAUAAAAUUGCCAACCAAUUUUUUUUUUCAAUAAUCAUCCGUUGAAUUUAUGGUGUAGUGUAUGGGAAAAAAUAUUGUUUCCUAGUGUUUGAGAGAUAAAAAUCAUGUGAAUCAAAAAUUAAAAUAAAAUUCUACUUCAUUUGCAAAAUGAACUGAUUGAAAAAUAAUUUUUUUCCGUUUCGGGUUAUAUGGUCAAAUCGAAUUUGUAUAGAUAUAGAUGAAGUAUAAAAAAAAUUGUCUACCAAUAUAAAAGUGUGUGUAUACGUGUGUACAGUAGAGAGAGAAAAAAAGAGCAAGAGAGAAGAAAAGAAUUACUUUUUUUCAUGUUGGUGUUAAAUUUUAUUUAUUGUGUUGACGAAGACUUAACCUGCUAUUUGCGGUAACCUAUACACACAGUGUUCCUCAUCGUCUCCUAUAUAUGUACAUAUAUAUAUAUAUAUAUAAUACGUACACACGCCUGAACUGAGCCGUACACACCAAACACACGGACACGCGGAGAGAAAGAGAGAAUUAUUACAAAUACUAUACACAAAUAAAAACGUGUGCUGUUCUCAUAUAUACAUCGAACACACACUGUACACACUGUACAUAUAUCAUCAUCCACAAACACACCGAGUGAUAUUCACCUCUUAUACACACAAAUUAUAUGGUCGAACACAAAAAAAAGCGAAGCAGCAAAGAAGUGAAUUUACAGAAAAAAAAGAAUAGAGUUUAAGUUUUUUCAUCGAGAGUCGAGUUAAAGGACCUGUUUUUUCCUCUCGCAUGCAUACCAUUCGGGGAAAAAAAAUACACAUCCGAAAGGCGUUUUGUUUUAGUGAUUCAAUGGACAUUUUGAAAAGUUGAAUAAAAUACGAUUUUUUAUUUGAACAAAAUUAUUAAACGACUAUAUUCGAUAGAUUUUUUUUAAGUGUUGAAACCGAAACGACCGUGUGUGAGUGAUUAAGUUUGAAUAAAAACGAACGAAAAAUUAUUGUGAAUUUCAAAAUGGUUGGUGUUCCAAUGGGAUUUUUAGAUUUUGCUCCAGAACCACCUGCACCGCAAGCAACCAAAGUAACGGAAAGCGUUAAUCUCAAUCCUACGACGAAUAACGAUGCCAGAGACUUGUCAAACUUAACGCCAAAUGGUGAUGUACGAAUUAAAUUUGAAACGCUCCGUUCACUUGAUCCCGACACUUUAGAAAUUGAUAAUCGUGCGGCGCCAGUGCAAUAUUCGAUGCAGCAACUUGAGCAUUAUCAACAGAUUACACCACAAUAUGCGCAUCAUCCGCCGCCGCCGCCACCGACACAGCAACAAAUUCCAAAUCAUCAGGCGUACACACAACACAUUCAACAUCAUAUACCCCAUUCACAGGCUCAAUUAAUCAAUGUGAACACGAUUAAAAUUGAGCCGGGUGUUGUGAUUAAGCAAGAGCCCGAGUUGAAUAUAAAAGAGGAACCACGUUCGCCGCAUAGCAACCUCUCGAAUCAAGCACAGAAUCAGAUUCACAGCCAACAAAUGCCUUCACAACCAUCGACCCCACAUCAGCAACAGCAACAACAACAACAGCAGCAACAACAACAACAACAACAGUCUCAACCGAACAAUGCGGCACCGAUGCAAAUCGAUCAUUUCCAGCAGAUUCAAGCUCAGUCUCACAACAAUCAUCAUCAAGUGCAAGUCCAACAAAUUCACAACCAGCAAAUGCCUUCACAGCCGUCGACACCGCAUCAACCGUCGCAACCGAAUAUUGAGGUCGAUCUAAGCAUCGUGAAGCAAGAGCGACCGAAGAAAAAGUCCAAAUCCAAACAAAAUAAAAAUCAUCAAAUGGACACUAGCGAAGAUACUAAUAUGAAUGAAUCAUCGUCCGAUCGCUCAUCGCCACAAUACACCAAUUUGACAUCACAGAAUGAAAAGAGCUCACAAAACAGUCCAAAAACUUGGACACAAGAAGAUAUGGAUUCGGCAUUAGAAGCCCUUCGUAGCCAUAAUAUGAGCUUAACUAAAGCAUCCAUGACAUAUGGCAUUCCAUCGACCACACUUUGGCAACGUGCUCAUCGUCUCGGCAUUGAUACGCCGAAAAAAGAUGGCCCAACUAAAUCGUGGAACGAAGACUCACUCAACAGUGCUUUGAAUGCUCUGCGCACUGGUCAAAUUUCGGCAAAUAAAGCGUCCAAAGCUUAUGGCAUUCCAUCAUCGACUCUCUACAAAAUUGCCCGGCGUGAAGGUAUCCGCUUGGCCGCUCCGUUCAAUGCCGCACCAACGACAUGGUCGCCCGAAGACUUGGAACGUGCACUUGAAGCAAUCCGCGGUGGACACACCUCAGUGCAAAAGGCAAGCGCUGAAUUUGGCAUUCCAACCGGUACAUUGUACGGUCGUUGCAAACGCGAAGGCAUUGAAUUGUCGCGUUCGAAUCCAACACCAUGGUCGGAGGAUAUAAUGUUGGAAGCAUUGGAAUCGGUUCGUUUGGGUCAAAUGUCCGUAAAUCAAGCAGCUAUUCAUUACAAUUUGCCGUACAGUUCACUAUACGGCCGCUUCAAGCGUGGCAAAUUCGAUCCAAAUGGUUCGAGUGACACUUUGAAUACGUCACAAAACGAACAGCAGCAGCAGCAACAACAACAACAGCAACAGCAGCAGCAAAACCAGCAAGCUCAAGUCAAUCAGCAGUCGCAUAGCCAACAGACAAUUCAGACUCACCAAUCGGUUCCUGUUACCCAAACUACUCAAGCACAUCAUAUUACUACGCAGUCACAUCAACCCCAAGUGACUCAAGUACAACAACACCAACAGCCACAAACCAUUCAGCUCGAUCAUACACAACAACAUCAUGUCAUCCAAUUACACCAACACCAACAGAAGUAUCAGCCUCCUCCGCAGCCGAUCGCAAUCAAUACGUUCCAAUACAAUCCUGGUCCAAGCACAAAUCAAGCGCUUCAGCUGAAUCCGCAUCUUCAUCAAAUUCAACAUUUGCCUCAUAUGCUGACAUCGCAGUCGCCGUUGCUUAAUUUGAACUUGCAUCCACAACAAAUCCAGAUCCAUCACAUUCAACAUCCAUUGAGUCGUCAACAAAUGUAACAGUCAAUUAAAAAACGUUUCAAACGCAUCACGUAAUGCACAUCCCCCUUGUACUCCUUGACCACCACCAGCACCACCACCGCCACGAACACUACUCAUCUCGCGCGAAACAUAUUGUUUUAUGUUAGGAAUCAAUUACAACAAAAAUCAAAUCAUCCUAUCCGCUAAAACUGCUCACACGGUGUCGUAAGUAUCUCCCCCCCAUUUGAUAUAUACAUCAAUUAUAUCAUACAUUUUAGUGAUAUGGUGCGAAAGGUAUAGGGCAGGCAAACAAGCAAACAGAUAAUUUUGCAGCGAUUAAAAGAAGAAAACGCGUUUUAGAAGAGAGACAAAAAAAGUGAAAAUAUACACAAUGAAAAGAAAUGACAAGAAUAUACAGGACAGUAGUGUUGAUAUGAUACGUAAGAAUGAAAGAAAAAAAAAACUUCGAAUUGGUGCGAGCUUUUUACAAAAAAGGAUCACAACUAAACUGUUUUUUUUUUGUUCUUUUGAAAUCGAUUAUUUUCAUGGUUAUCAAUUGAUCUACACAUACGUAUGUAAAUAAAAUUCUAAUUUAAUACUCGAAAAGCAGCAGAUUCACAACACAUUUCCCGUUGGAAUUGUAUUUUUUUCCAAACACGAUUUUUUUUACACUUUGAGAACUAUAUCUAUUUUUUUUCCUUGUUAAGACAAGUAUACAGAUGAAAUGUUAGAGAGAGUUUUUUUCCUGCAUAGUGCGCGCUCGCUUUUUUUUAUUGCAAGUAUGAGCGAUAGAGCAAUUGUUUUGAAGAAGAUAAAACGAAGAGAAUGCGAAAGAAAAUCCUUAUUGUUUGCGCUAUACUUUAUUGGAUUCUAAUUUUCAACUUGCCGAAGGAAGAAAAAAACGAAUUAAAAGAAAGAUGAAAUAAAUUCGCGUUUAAGCAAGCAAAUCGUUCAUGAGAGAAUAGAGACAAAUAAAUAUAGAUCUAAGAUUUAUUGAUUUACGGUUAAAUGAUCUUCUUAUCGUUAGUGAAUAGUUGAAUUGAAACAGAAAUAAUAAUCAAACUGAGAGAAAGAAUAAUCUUCUUCUUCUUCUUCUUUUUUAUUCAUCCUUACAUAUGUUCUUUUUCCAAUUUUUUUCUGUUCAAUGGAAUACAGCAGGGUGUUUGUUUUUCUCGGACGACUUGUACGUUUUUUUUUAAUUAUUAUUAUUGAUUUUUGUGCAGCGAAUUUGCAUACGUGAUUCGUGUUUCCACAUAGAAAAGAACAAGAUAACUGUUGUGUUGAUAUACAUUUAUAGAUAUGUUUAUUUCUUCUGGAAGACACCAUACAAUAUACUACAAGUUCACAAAAACAAAGAGUGCGACUCUUGAGAGAGAGAGAGAGAGAGAGAGAGAGAGAAUAAGAAAUGAUACAAAAUGCAACCGAUACGUAAAUAAAUAUGCAUUACUCACAACAAGAACAACAACAACAAAAUGAAUAGCCUCAGAACUAUGGAAUAAAUAACCUCAGAAAUAACUUUAAAGACAGAGAAAUGUAGAAAAAAAUUAAUAAUAUGAUGUACCUACUCUAUAGAUGAAUUUCAUAUUGAAGCGAGAAAUUAAAACUCGAUGAGAUAUUAAUGAAACGGUUAAUUGUCAUUUUUUGCAACUAUUUUUAUGUUGUUCUUUUUUUUUCAAUUUUCAAAUUGUUGUUCGUUCAUUUUAUUUCGGAUAAAUCGAUUAGUUCACACAUUAUGUUUCUUGUACGAACUCAUAGACAAACGAUUACCAGAACAAAAACAAAAGGGAAACAAUAGCAAUAGCAAUAGCAAAUGAAAAAUUUAAACGAAAACAACAACACAAAACCGAAUAAGUGAAUUUACAUUAAAUAAACAGAAGAAAAUGGAAAUAGUAAGACAGUUCAACUCAGGGUAACCAAAAUCAAAAUAACAAUAACAAAUUGGUAUGAAAUGUAUACACACAAACAUACGCUAAUUAAUACAAUAGUCCUAAUAAAAAGAA